Messenger RNA from Tachysurus vachellii, 1540 nucleotides. RefSeq names its product HRas proto-oncogene, GTPase a (gene hrasa). The record is from RefSeq and is a predicted model, not a curated record. Gene Ontology annotation, biological process: Ras protein signal transduction. The coding region runs from base 238 to 807 and encodes 189 amino acids. NCBI's taxonomy places the organism in Eukaryota, Metazoa, Chordata, Actinopteri, Siluriformes, Bagridae. The transcript is spliced from 6 exons. Gene Ontology annotation, molecular function: GDP binding; GTP binding; GTPase activity. Gene Ontology annotation, cellular component: plasma membrane.
UCUCUCUCUCUCUCUCUCUCACACACACACACACAAUCUACGGUUUGGAGUAACGGAGCGGCUCUGAGCUGUUUUUGAGUCGCGUUUUGUCCGGGUUUUGAGCUCCGCCACACCGGAGCAGCGGCAGCUGUUUGCUCUGAUCCCUAAUCAAACCUUCUGCGCUUGAGAUUUCACAUCAGGCUGAAUUGAUCUCCACCUACAUCUUGUCGGCUCAGCAGGUGAAGAGGAGUAGAGAGGAUGACUGAGUAUAAGCUGGUGGUGGUGGGAGCUGGAGGCGUGGGCAAGAGCGCUCUUACCAUCCAACUCAUCCAGAACCACUUUGUGGACGAAUAUGACCCUACCAUAGAGGACUCAUACAGGAAGCAGGUGGUGAUUGACGGUGAGACAUGCUUGUUGGACAUCCUGGACACAGCAGGUCAAGAGGAGUACAGUGCCAUGAGGGACCAGUACAUGAGAACAGGAGAAGGCUUCCUCUGUGUCUUUGCCAUCAAUAACACCAAGUCAUUUGAGGACAUUCAUCAGUACAGGGAACAAAUCAAGCGGGUAAAGGACUCUGACGACGUGCCAAUGGUGCUUGUGGGUAAUAAAUGUGACCUUCCAGCUCGCACAGUGGACACACGGCAAGCACACGAGCUUGCACGCAGCUACGGCAUCCCUUACAUCGAAACCUCAGCCAAGACUAGACAAGGAGUGGAGGAUGCAUUCUACACACUAGUACGGGAGAUCCGACAACACAAACUGAGGAAACUCAAUCCUCCAGAUGAAAGUGGACAGGACUGCAUGAGCUGUCGCUGCGUGGUGUCAUGAUUUAAGUUGAGCUCUCCGGGUUAAUAAGUGGACCAACGGCUCCAUGAGGCAGAGUGGACUACAGAUUAAUUAGACCUGGAGAUCAAAAUAAAUGACAAGUAAAGCACUGACUGCAACAUGGACAUUUGAGAAAAGAAGUUGCCUUGCAGUGUCUGUGGUGACCCCCUCUGGCUGUCUACAUCUGUCUAAAAAACCCAACUAAUGACUUGUAUUUUUUUAUUUUUUUUGCUAUUCAUUAACUUCUGGGCUAAUAUUGGGCAGCUCCUAGGAUUCCAUGUAAUUUAUUAUAUUUGUAAGUCUCAACACUGGCUUUUACCUGGAAGUCAGGCCACUUGUGACUUAAGCACAGAAAUGUACUGGACACUAAUCACGUCAUCCCACAGAGACACCGUGUUCUCCUCCAUUGUUGUCCGAGGGAAGCAUGCGAGUCUAUAAAUGAGGAAUCUGCCAAAUGCAGAGAGGACGAUCCAACAUCCCGUACAUGAUUUACUCCUCUCUUGACAAUUAGCCAUAUUUGUUCUGUUUAACAUGCAGUUGUUUUAACAUGGAAACUGUUUUGUGAAAAGGGGUAAUUGUGGUGAUAACCACACGGACUAUAAUCCACUGCAGCACUAGAUACUGUAUGUGUGAUGGCUUUUGUGUACGUGUUUUAAAAGAAAAAAAUCUUUUGAUGGAAAUGCUGAACACACUGACCAGUUACUGGAUUCCAAUAAAACAAUUUCAAGUACCCAAA